This is a messenger RNA of Spodoptera frugiperda (fall armyworm), 3059 nucleotides long. RefSeq lists its product as uncharacterized. Gene Ontology annotation, biological process: regulation of transcription by RNA polymerase II; chromatin remodeling. The record is from RefSeq and is a predicted model, not a curated record. Gene Ontology annotation, cellular component: NuA4 histone acetyltransferase complex. Lineage: Eukaryota; Metazoa; Arthropoda; Insecta; Lepidoptera; Noctuidae. Bases 387 to 3038 code for a protein of 883 amino acids. The transcript has 10 exons. Gene Ontology annotation, molecular function: histone binding.
CGGUGAACGACUCAAUCUGUGCAAGAAGUACUCAAACCACUCCUCUAUUUCAAAGCGAGUGAUAACAUCACAAAAAAUCCUCGAUAAUAUUUGUCUAUCUAUAGGUUGUCUAGUGCCUUGUCUCGAAUAUAUUAAAAAAAAAGCUGAAAACUUGAAUGAAUCGGCUGUUGACCUUUUCACUGUCAAAUGCGGAAAUUGGUUAAAUACUACAAGAGUUUUUUACAAAACAGUGUUAGUUUAAACAUCCCACCUUAUCGUGCUGUGAAUAAAUGUGAUAAACAACCAAAAACAAAAGUGCCGUGACUCAAAGAUUAGUGUAAAAUAUUGUAACUAUAGGACGACGCUUGUUGGGCGUUACUCAUUUUUUACCGUAAAAAUUGCAAGAAAUGGAACCUAAACAGGAAUAUCAUGAUCCUGACUACCCUGAGGCUCCGGUCUGCGUGAAGGAGGAGCCUCCAAGCCUGACAGAAGAUGAGAAAGUUGAUAAAAUAAAGGAAAUUAUCCGGCGGGAAUUUUUGAACGAGCUUGAAAUCCGAGAAAAUGAAGUUAUGCUUAUAGACCAAAGGUUGUCGACAUCCCGCCGCCUGCUGCACCGGCUCCGGUAUGCCCUGGUGAACAGUUACUACAAGGACCAGAAGCUGAUGCUCACCAACGGACAGAUACAGGACGAGAUUGCUGCACAGCAUGAACCCAGAGCUAGGGCUGAGGUAUCCGCCGUGCUCCGCGAUGGGCAGCGUCGCCUGCACCCGUCCGUGCGCAAGCUGCUCGGCAAGCAGACUGUCGACCUCGACGAGAUCUUCAAGACACGAGCGCCCAGGAACAAAUCCAGGAAGGAUUACUCUGCGAUGCUACAGAAACGUAACUAUACGAUAUCAGCGGACACCACGAAGACUCUCAGGCCGGACAAGAAGCCCGAGCAGGAGGCCCCGCCGGAGGAGCCCUGCAGCAGCCGGCCGAAGAAGGUGCCGCGACACCUGGACCCCAAGAUCAUGAACGUGGUCACUCUGGACGAAGUCACCAGGAACAAGAUGAAGUAUCGGUACAGGAUUGUUAUUGGCAACACGUCGAAGUACGCGCCGGCGGCGUCGGCGGCGGACCGGUCGACGCACAAGUGGCUGCUGUACGUGCGCGGGCCGGCCGCGGCGCCCGACGUGUCGCGCCUGCUCACUGCAGUCACCGUGCGCCUGCACCACUCCUACGCGCCGCACCACACCGUGCAUAUCGACAAACCCCCAUACCACGUGUCCCGCCGCGGCUGGGGGGAGUUCCCGGCUAAAAUAGAAUUACACUUUGCCCUACCGGAGCGGAACAGGCCGGCCACAGUGGAGCACACCAUCAAAUUGGACAGAAACUAUACUGGGAUGCAGAUGUUGGGCGCCGAAACCCUAAUCGACGUAUGGUUAUACAGUACACCAGAAAUGUUAGAAUUUGAAUACAAAGAGGAUACAGCAACGGAAAAUACAGAAACAGUAAUCGAACCCACACCAAUAGAGAAUACGGAACAAAGUACACAGGAAAACAAUACACAUACGGACAACUGGAUGGAAUUCUUCUCGAAAGGACCUUCAGAAGUAGAUGUAGAUGAAAUGAUCAUUAAACCAGUGAAGAAAGAGACACAAGAGAAGAUAGCAGAAGGGACAGAAGUUAAAGAAGAAGAAUGUAACACCCCCCAAAGUGAGAACGAUAAACAGUGGAAAAUAGACUAUAAAGUUAUAGACAACGACUUACCCAAUGAGAUUUUAAAUCAACCAGCUUCACCAAAAAAACGCAUAGUCAAAUAUAUAGACCCAAACACAGGCAAAAUCUAUUACCUAGAAAUGGAUAGGGCUUUAGACCUAAGCAAGGUCCAAGAAAUAGUUAUAAAUAAUAAAACUGCCAAAAUAAGUCCUAUUAAGUCAAAUGGGUUGAAAACGUUUAGAAAAAAGAAAGGUGUUUCCUUACUAAAGCCUGAAGUGAAGAAUAUGUUAAAAAACACUGAAAAUUUGAAGCUACAACACAAUUUUGCGCAUAUAGAAAAUGAUCACUGUUACCUGGCAACACCGAGGAAGGUGGACAGUGUUGCUAGUGUAGAAAUUAAAAAAGAGAAGAGUUUGUUUGAUAGUUUGUGUGCUAGUGUUGCUAGGUUGAAUAAUGUGCGGUGUGGCGUUAAUUAUUUAAUUAGGAAGAUCCCUUUGAUCACGGAUCUAGCAAGGGACGCGGAUUUUGUGAAGAAUUUCCCGUUUGUCGUUGAAUCGGAAGAGAGGUACUGGAAACUAGAUUUUGCUAAGCGAAGGAAUAUUGAGUGGUCCAGAGCGAAAUUAAUAAAUAGGAUCUUAUCCGACCAUAUAACAAGUACGGAGCCAAUAUGGCGGACGAAACAAAUCUUGGCAUACAGCCGACUGCACGGCCACUACCCAAUCAGAUCAGAAGCCAUGCAAAUAAAAUCCGAAGCCGAUGAAUGGUCAUCCUGGAAUGACCUGGAAACCAGGAAAAUGGAGUCCAGCAUCAAAGAAUUAUACCCAAACCCUUCAGACAUAAACACUCUAUCGCUUUUCGAUAUUUCCAAUUUUUCCACGAGAAAUCGGAACUCUAAUUCGGUGACUGAAGUGGUUUCUGAUGAUGAGGAGGUGGAUGUUAUUUCGUGUGGGGGACGGGGGAAGGGGGGCGUCGUGGUGGGGGACAGUGGGGGGCUGACGGUGCUGCCGGUGGAAGAUGAUGACGACAGGCUCCGGUUUUUGUUCGUGGAGCGAAAAUGUGCUGAUAUCGGGAUCGAGUUGAGGAACGAGGAUGUUGGCAAUGGGUGUUCUUAUAGCGCGGUGCACGCGGUGCUAGUGUCGGCGAUGCGUAGUUUCGCGGAGGAGUUGGUCCGCGGCGGCCUGGCCGUCAAGCUCGCCGAGGACAGCGAGCUCGCCACGCCUACUGUGUGGGCUGGGUCGUCGUCGUCCCGCGCGGCGGUGUACGCGCGGCACGUGUACACGGGCGCCAUGCAGAACGUGCGCGCGCGCAUGCUCACCGCCGCCGACCUCGCCGCCAAGCGACACCAACUCGUCACGCUAUAAUAAACACACAUACUGAUCUUU